Messenger RNA from Phodopus roborovskii (desert hamster), 1460 nucleotides. It is a transcript of the gene Neu3, whose product is annotated as neuraminidase 3. Lineage: Eukaryota; Metazoa; Chordata; Mammalia; Rodentia; Cricetidae. Gene Ontology annotation, cellular component: lysosome; cytoplasm; membrane. The record is from RefSeq and is a predicted model, not a curated record. Gene Ontology annotation, molecular function: exo-alpha-sialidase activity. Gene Ontology annotation, biological process: ganglioside catabolic process; oligosaccharide catabolic process. The coding region runs from base 155 to 1396 and encodes 413 amino acids. The transcript is spliced from 3 exons.
UUUCUUUCCUGCCAGCACCUUCUCUGAGGUCUCGGGGUCUGUCUCCGCGUUCGCGGUUUCCGUCUCCGCUUCCCUGUCUUCAUUGCCCCAGCCCUGUUGCGGGCCCUCCUCCGAGACCCCAGGGAGAGCCCGGAGAGACGCUGGAGCCGAAGUCAUGGAAGAAGUGUCAUCCUGCUCCCUCAGCAGCACUCUGUUCCAGCAGGAAGACCAGAAAGGGAUCACCUACCGGAUCCCAGCGCUGCUCUACAUUCCUCCCAGCCACACCUUCCUGGCCUUUGCAGAGAAGCGCUCCACAAGCAAAGACGUAGAUGCUCUCUAUCUGGUGCUCAGGCGAGGAGUGAUGAAGGGCCACUUUGUACAGUGGGGACCCCUGCAGCCACUGAUGGAAGCCACAUUGCCUGGGCAUCGGACCAUGAACCCCUGCCCUGUGUGGGAGCAGAGUACUGGCCAUGUAUUCCUGUUUUUCAUCUGUGUGCGGAACCAUGUUACUGAGCAUCGACAGAUUAUGUCAGGCAAGAAUGCCGCCCGUCUCUGCUUCCUGUGCAGUCAGGACGCUGGGUGCUCGUGGGGUGAAGUGAAGGACUUGACCGAGGAGGUCAUUGGCUCAGAGGUGAAGCACUGGGCCACGUUUGCUGUGGGCCCAGGCCAUGGCAUCCAGCUGCAGUCAGGGAGGCUGAUCAUUCCCGCCUAUGCCUACUACUUCUCACGCUGGUUCCUCUGCUUCCCGUGUUCAGUCAAGCCCCAUUCCCUGAUGAUUUACAGUGAUGACUUAGGAGUCACAUGGCACCAUGGCAAGCUCAUUGGGCCCCAGGUGACAGGGGAGUGCCAAGUGGCAGAAGUGACCGGGAAGGCUGGUAACCUUGUGCUGUACUGCAAUGCCCGGACACCAAACAGAUUCCGAGCAGAGUCUUACAGCACUGAUUACGGUGACUGCUUUCAGAAACCAAUCCUGAACACACAACUCUGUGAGCCCCGUUAUGGCUGCCAAGGCAGUAUAGUGAGCUUCCAGCCCCUGAAGAUGCCAUUCUCACAUGACCCAAGUGGUAAAGCUGCUCCCACUACUCAGAAAAGCCCUCUGCUGGACAGUUUUCUGGAGCGGGAGGAAGGAGAUGGAACACCAUCAGAAACAUGGCUCUUGUACUCACAUCCAACUAGCAAGAAGCAGAGAGUUAACCUGGGAAUCUACUACAACCACAACCCCUUGAAGGUGACCUGCUGGUCCCGCCCCUGGAUCUUGCACUGUGGGCCCUGUGGCUACUCUGAUCUGGCUGUUGUGGAAGAGCAGGGCUUAUUUGCAUGUUUGUUUGAGUGUGGGCAGAAGCAUGAGUGUGAACAGAUUGCCUUCCGUCUGUUUUCAGACCAAGAGGUUCUGAGCCAAAUCAAGACUGAUGGGUGAGGACCCAACUUUCCACAGAAGGGAAACACGGGUCACUGAUGUCUACAGAAAAUCCAAAAACUAA